CCAUUUGUUCCUCACUCAAAAAGGAAAGUUUGAGCGCACAGGUCGAAAUAAGCUACAUAUUAACAUUGGCAGCCAACUGAAGGGAUGAAGAUGAUGCACUCAUUAUUUUGGCUCCUGUUUGUUUUGCACGAAAUAUCUCCGGGGCACGCUUGGUAAGAGACAAAACCAGUUGUCACUGUUUAUUGUCCCUGUGCGUAAAUUUAAGUUAGUCUCACAAUUCUUAAUCUUCUUCUCAGGUUGGCAAGCAACUUUCUCAUGACUGGACCAAAGGUAAUUUGAAAAUAUUUGGACUGACUAGGAAAGUUGGGGAAAUUUAAAUUGAAAAUUUAAACAAGGCAUUAAAUGGCAUUACCUCUACUGCAGGCCUACCUCACCUAUGCAAGAAGCGUCCGAGCGGGCGCACAGAGCGGGAUCAAGGAGUGUAAACACCAGUUUGCGUGGGACAGAUGGAACUGUCCUGACAGCGCGACUCAGCCCAAAGGCCUCAGACGAGGUAGGUCGAGCUCAAAUACAUGCACCGGGGGUUGGAUGCAGGUCUCGUCUUGGUACAGUAGUUUUUAUGCGUAAAUUGUGUAACAGAUACAAGAGUGCCGCAACACAGGAUAUCUUGAAAUGCAAUAGAGGUGAUUUCUCUAUACACAAUAGAUUGUACAAUAUGUUGUACCCAAGUUCUUCUAUCAAUCAUAAAAGUUGCAGCCACUAUCAUUAUAGAGAUAUUUUAAGAGUAACGCCUUAAUGCUCACUAAUAUAUUUUAAUCAUUGACAGCCACCAGAGAGUCAUCUUUCGUCCACGCAAUAAGUGCAGCUGGAGUCAUGUACACUCUGACCAGGAACUGUAGUCUGGGUGACCUCGACAACUGCGGCUGUGAUGUGUCCAAUAAUGGGAAAAUUGGUAAGGUUCCAAGUACUGAAAAAACAAACGAACAUGGAUACUAGAAUCUGUUUCAAGUCUAUUGUGGUCUAAAGAGAUAAAUAUUUGAUUGAAGAGCGUUGAAGAUGGUCAUCAGGUUUACAGUAAUACACUCUCUGCAGGUGGUCGUGGCUGGUUGUGGGGCGGCUGUAGUGAUAACGUUGAUUUUGGAGAGAGGAUUUCCAAACUGUACGUGGAUGCCCAGGAGACUGGCCAGGACUCCAGGGCUGCUGUCAACCUGCAUAAUAACGCGGCCGGGCGGUUGGUAAGACAUGGUUUUAAUGUACGCGUGUUUCCACAGAGCACAGAGUCAUGUCGUUGAUAAUAAAGAGCGUUCCUUGUUUUCCUACAGGCAGUAAAGGCAACAAUGAAGCGUAUUUGCAGGUGCCAUGGCAUGUCUGAGAGCUGCAGUGUCCAAACCUGCUGGACGCAACUGUCCGAUUUCAGAGAGAUCGGAAACUAUUUGAAGCUCAAGCACAGCCAAGCCCAGAAGCUGGACAUCGAUAAAAAGCGCAUGCGCGCAGGAAACAGUGCUGACAACCGAGGUGCCAUCGUGGAUGCGUUCAGCAAUGUGGCACCCACGGAGCUCAUCUACUUGGAGGAUUCCCCGGACUACUGCAGAAGGAACACAAGCUUGGGGCUUCACGGCACCGAGGACCGGGAGUGUGUGCAAUACGCAGAGGGUCAGGGCCAGUGGGAGAGGCGCAGCUGCCGCAGGCUUUGUCAUGAAUGCGGCCUGAGGGUGGAAGAGAGACGCACAGAGGUGGUGAGCAGCUGCAACUGCAAAUUCCACUGGUGCUGCACGGUGAACUGUGAGGACUGCUCCCAGGCUAUAGUGAAACAUGUGUGCGCCAGGAGAGACGGAGGCGGACACAGCUUUAGACGUAGGCACAGGGUACCCAAAUAA
Molecule: messenger RNA, 1817 nt
Organism: Xyrichtys novacula (pearly razorfish)
Lineage: Eukaryota; Metazoa; Chordata; Actinopteri; Labriformes; Labridae
Source: the annotation of a GenBank genome assembly